AUUCCAAUGGGAGACGCAGACCAAACCGACGUUACAGGUCUUCUAAUUGAAUUAAUUCAAAAUUAUGAAUUUUUGUAUGAUCUCUCCCACAAAGAGUACAAAAACGCAAAAAAAAAGGAAGAUGCAUGGAAGGAGAUUUCAGAAAUAACCAGAUGCAGUGUGGAAGAUUGUAUGAAGCUGUGGAAGAACGUACGAGACCGGUUUACCCGAGAGAAAAGAUUAAAACCAUCUGGCUCAGGAGGAGGCGACACCAAUUGGGUGUACUCUGAAAAGAUGUCGUUUUACAGUAAAUGUACCCGGCCCAGAAAAACGCAUACUGCAACAGUCGCAGUGGUCCAUGACGGAUCUCCCUCUUCAUCCCGAACAUCGUCCCGAUCGUCAGGGUGGUCCGGGAUCGAGACAAUUUUAUCACCGCAAUCGGAGGGCGACAUUGAGGAGAUUAUGGAACAAACCAUUACUCCGGAAAGAGGAGCAGAAGCUAGUGGGACCUCGAGCCAUGCAUCUGAAACUCGACAAAGCCAAAAAGGCAGUAAAUCGAAACGAAGCCUGGAAUUCGAUGAGGUGAUAAAUACAGCGAAACAAAUUGCUAGUACUCUUCAGGUGAAGGCAGCUGCACCACCACCUGAACAAAACCGGACCUUUACAGAGUAUGUUUUUACUCGUUUAAUGGAGAUGCCUCCCGAAGAGGCCAAAGAAAAACGAAAAAAAAUGUUAAAAAUUUUAGAGGAUUUAGAUUAAUUUAUUAUUGGUGUAAAUAGGUAGAAUAGUAUAAAACAUAGUUUAAGCUUAAGAUUAAGAAUUUAUAAUAUUAGAUGUAGUACAAAAAGUAAAAAAAAAAUUAAAUAACUAACAAUAAAUUACUUAAGUAACA
This is a messenger RNA of Photinus pyralis (common eastern firefly), 871 nucleotides long. RefSeq names its product transcription factor Adf-1-like. Gene Ontology annotation, biological process: regulation of transcription by RNA polymerase II. Gene Ontology annotation, cellular component: transcription regulator complex; nucleus. The record is from RefSeq and is a predicted model, not a curated record. Lineage: Eukaryota; Metazoa; Arthropoda; Insecta; Coleoptera; Lampyridae.